UACAUCACACAUUCAUUCACUCUGUGUGUCUCUGUGUGAGUGAGAGGGUUAACACACCUGCGCAGCAAGGCUUCAUCAUCUUCAUCCUCCUCCUCCUCCUCCUCCUCCUCAGCAGCAGCAUCAUCCGUGAGGAGCAGCUCCACCCAGAGAAGCCCGUGUGAGCUAGUGAGUGAGUGUGAGCAUGUCGAGCACCGGGGAAGCUCCGGGCUUCCUGCAGGGUCUGGGCUCGGACAGAAGCUCCAGGAGCAGACAGAAGUUCUGCGGCGUCUUCUGUCCUCUGGACUCGUCCUCCGCCUCAGAGAGAGACGGCGGCGGCAGGAGCGAGCGGCCGGUGAUCGACCGGCAGAGCGACAUCUGCCCGGUGCAGAGGAAGGUGGAGAUCCGGGAGAGCAGCGGCAAAGAGGCGCUGCAGAACCUGGAUGACCGGAAGGUACGAGUCUUUGUUUGUCUUCAUAUUCACGUCACAAUCUCUCUCUGCUUCACCCUCUCAUUUGUCACUUUCGCAGCGCGGACACGGGCGAACAUGUCUGGUUUCCAGGGAAAGAAGAACAUCCCGCGCAUCACAGAUGUGACCGGCGCGUCACGGUUUCUGCCGCUGCUGCAGCGGGAGACGCGGCAGCAGCGGCAGAGGCGGCAGAGACGCGGGACUCAAGAGGACAUGGAGACGCUGGUCAAAGACCACGGUGUGAACUCCUUCCUGGUUUACCUGGCGUACAAAGAUCUUUUCCAGCUGACGGACGCUCAGGUGUAUGAGGUGUUCAGUGUGAUUCGUGACCUGGGAGCCAUCGCUCAGGUUCACGCGGAGAACGGAGACAUCGUCGCUGAGGAGCAGCGCAGGAUCCUGGAUCAGGGCAUCACUGGACCUGAGGGUCAUGUGCUGAGUCAUCCUGAGGAGGUGGAGGCGGAGGCUGUGAACCGCUCCGUCACUGUGGCCAAUCAGACCAACUGCCCGCUCUACGUUACCAAGGUGAUGAGCAAAAGCGCCGCUGAUGUCAUCGCUCAGGCUCGGAAGAAGGGGACUGUGGUCUACGGUGAACCCAUCACUGCCAGUCUGGGAACAGACGGUUCUCACUACUGGAGCAAGAACUGGGCCAAAGCCGCCGCCUUCGUCACCUCCCCUCCGCUGAGUCCUGACCCCACCACACCUGACUACCUGAACUCUCUGCUGUCCUGUGGAGACCUGCAGGUGACAGGAAGUGCGCACUGUCCCUUUAACACGGCGCAGCGAGCCGUGGGCAAAGACGACUUCACUCUGAUCCCAGAGGGCGUCAACGGCACAGAGGAGAGGAUGUCCAUCAUCUGGGACAAGUGUGUGGUUUCGGGCAAAAUGGACGAGAACCAGUUUGUGGCAGUGAGCAGCACCAACGCCGCCAAGAUCUUCAACCUGUACCCGCGCAAAGGUCGCAUCGCUGUGGGAUCAGACGCUGACCUGGUGCUGUGGGAUCCAGACGUCACCAAGAUCAUCUCAGCCAAGAGCCACAACUCGACUGUGGAGUACAACAUCUUUGAAGGCACAGAGGUGAGAGGAGGUCCUCUGGUGGUCAUCAGCCAGGGGAAGAUCAUCCUGGAGGACGGGAACCUUCACGUCAGCGAGGGCUCAGGACGAUACGUGGCCCGGAAACCUUUCCCCGACUACGUUUACAAGAGGAUCAAAGCUCGCAGCAGGCUCGCUGAGCUGCGCGGAGUUCCGCGAGGACUGUACGACGGUCCGGUCUGCGAAGUGUCCCUCACUCCUAAAACCAUGAGCCCGGCCUCGUCUGCCAAGACUUCACCUGCCAAGCAGCCGAACCAGCCGGUCCGAAACCUGCACCAGUCUGGAUUCUGUCUGUCCGGCGCUCAAGUCGACGACAACAUUCCUCGCCGAAACACGCAGCGCAUCGUGGCGCCACCUGGUGGUAAGGCCAACAUCACCAGCCUCGGUUAGAGCUCCGCCCUCCGGCCGCUGAGGAGGAGGCGGAGAGAGCAGAACCCGGAUUCUGCUGCUCCUGACCGGACCCACCGGACCACCGGUCAGCCGCCAUCUUUAACUUCCUCCUCUGCUGCUGUUUCCACACACACACCCACUGUCCUCAUGUCCUCAUGUCCUCAUGUCCUCACGUCCUCCAGAGGACACUGCUAGAAACAAAAGGAAAAAAAAAAAAUCAAGUCUGCCUCAUAAUGAAAAAAGAGAAAAAAAAUGGCCGCACUCUUUAUUUGAGCACUUUUGACAACAUGUUUUUUUUAAAACUGUAUUUUUGGAUGUUUUACUGUUGUUUUAAUGGAGGGGGCGGAGCCUAAACUGAAGCGAUGCCGUUAAGAAAAGAACAUAAUCUUAUAUUUGUAUUUUCCUCAUAAUUUAAAUGUAGCAUGAGUUUAUAUCCACUCUUGUUAUUUACUUUUUUUUGUUUUUGAAUCUGUUAAUCUGUUAAUCUGUUUUUGACACACACACACACACACACACACACACACACACCGCUGCUGUUGUUGAUGAGUCGUCAGGACUCUGGCAGGUUGUAAAUGAAGCUUCAUCUGCGAGCGUUAAGUGUGAGGAUUAACAGAUUAACGGAUUAACAGAUUAACGGUGAGAUAGAACCUGACUUUGCUUCAUUGCUUCUUAACAACAUCGUCUUUCAUGCGCCGCUCGCCGCGCAGACGCAGGAUUUUCACACAGACUCUGUUUUUGUGCCUGAACCCUCUGAAGUUUUGUCUCUUUGUUGAAGUGAGUGAAGGAUUAAAAUAGUCAGGAUUAACCGAUUCAAAGGUGCCAGAGUCCGUGCUUUCGUCCGGGCCUCCGUCCUCCACGGGUGGGCGGAGUCUGUGUGGAGACGAAAAACGCUCGAUAUGUUGAAAUGUAAUAAUGUUUUAGAGUUUUUUUUUUUCUUUUUAACUUGUUGUCAAACUGCUUUUUAACACACACGCACACACACACACACACAAACACACAGCCUCUGACCCUAACUGGAAUCAUCACAACUAAAAACCCUAACCCUGAAACCAGGUCUUAACCCAGAAUUGUUCUGCUUCUCAUUCUAACAACACGUUCAUCAUUAAACUGUCGCCUCAGUGUUGUAUUAAGUCAUUGUGAGCACAGAUGUUUGUCAGCUGUGCCUGGGCUGCUGCAGCGCCCCCUGCUGUCGUCUUCAUGUCUCACAGAUUUAUACAAACCUUCAUCUCUGUGUCUCUGUGUUUGCAUCCUUACCCACAAUCCUCUCUGUCUCUAUAGUCUGAUUUAUCACAAUGUUGGAGGUUAUUUAAGGAGGCGUGGUCUCCAUGGCAACGUCUCACGACAACAGGGUCAGUCAGGACUAGGACGUUUGUCUUCAGAAAAACUUCAAACAAACAAAAUUCACUCACUCACUAAAGGUUCUGGUUUUCAUCUCUCUCUCUCUCUCUCUCUCUCUCUCUCUCUCCUGUCUAGCUCUUUUUUUUCGUUGUUUCUGGCUGUUGCCAUGGCGACAGACCCUUCCACCUCUCACCCCACACUCUGGGGUUCUGCCUUUUGUUUGUCAUGGCAACGAUUGUCAGACUCUGGUGGUUGCCGUCAGCAACCUGCUCUGACCUGGUGCUAUUACUACACACAGACACACACACACAGACACACACACACACACACACACACACACUCUGUCUGCUUGGAUGCUUUUUUGACGCCAUAUUAUGCUAAUGAUAUAUGAGUGAUAUGUAUGUUAUACUAUGAUGAUGAUGAUGAUGAUGAUGAUGAAGAUGAGCUCCUCUCCUCCUCCUCCCUCUGUGAAAGUGAAAAAUGUACUGAUGGUAUAAAUCGUCGUGGUAACUGGGAUUUUUCGGGGAUGUUCCCACAGGUGAUCAUGGAUCAUGUAAAAAAACAAACAAAGACGUCAAAGAAUAAAAACAUGAGAAAACA
This is a messenger RNA of Solea solea (common sole), 3862 nucleotides long. Its product is annotated as dihydropyrimidinase-related protein 2-like. NCBI's taxonomy places the organism in Eukaryota, Metazoa, Chordata, Actinopteri, Pleuronectiformes, Soleidae. The transcript is spliced from 14 exons. Gene Ontology annotation, molecular function: hydrolase activity, acting on carbon-nitrogen (but not peptide) bonds, in cyclic amides. Bases 182 to 1924 code for a protein of 580 amino acids. Gene Ontology annotation, cellular component: cytosol; cytoplasm. The record is from RefSeq and is a predicted model, not a curated record.